AGCGCCGUCUCGUUGGUCCUGCGGCCGUCCCGCCGUGCACCGCGCUUCCGGCUCGGCGGCUCCUUCCGGUGGCGGCCCGGCGUAGAGGACGGUCGGCAGGCAGGAUGUUGGCUUCAAGGGCGUUCAGCCUCAUCGGGAGAAGGGCCCUUUCCACCUCCAUCUGUCUCAGGGCCCACGGGCACGCUGGUGUUGUCAAAGCAGAGGACUUCAGCCUUCCAGCAUACGUUGACCGUCGUGAUGUUCCCCUGCCCGAAGCGGCCUUCGUAAAGCAGCUCUCUGCUCAGCAGAAGGCCCUGAAGGAGAAGGAGAAGGCCUCCUGGACCGCUCUGUCCGUCGAUGAGAAAAUCGAACUGUACCGCAUCAAAUUCAACGAGAGCUAUGCAGAAAUGAACAAAGGAUCAAACGAAUGGAAGACCGUCCUCGGUGGAGUGCUCUUCUUUCUUGGCUUGACUGGGGUCAUCCUCAUUUGGCAGAAAAUUUACAUGUAUGGCCCUAUUCCGCACACCUUCUCCGACGAGUGGGUGUCGAUGCAGACGAAGAGAAUGUUGGACAUGCGAAUUAACCCCGUGGAGGGCAUUUCUUCCCAGUGGGAUUUUGAGAAGAACGAGUGGAAGAAGUGAGGCAACUCAGUGGAACCUGCCCUGCUUGAAUAUGAAAUGAUUCCAUCACCUGCGUGUGACCUCGUUGCUCAUGUACUGGAACAACCUCUCCACCUAAAUAGAUGAUAAUAAACUUCUGGUUAACUUGAAA
Molecule: messenger RNA, 750 nt
Organism: Cygnus olor (mute swan)
Lineage: Eukaryota; Metazoa; Chordata; Aves; Anseriformes; Anatidae
Product: cytochrome c oxidase subunit 4 isoform 1, mitochondrial
Exons: 5
Coding region: 105-620 (171 amino acids)
Biological process (GO): mitochondrial electron transport, cytochrome c to oxygen
Source: RefSeq, a predicted model, not a curated record